CCUGCACACCCUUUUUCUCCAGCGGGCGAUUGAACCCAUUGCCUUACCUGUUUUAGCGGCUCACUGAACGCGUGCCGCGCAGCUGCUCCCGGAACGAGAAGGCGCUAUAUCAACCUGCCUCGAAAGUGCAGAUUCAGAUCGCACUUGCCCAGCUUGUUUUAUGUUACAGAUGCAUAGUACCUUCCUCAGGGCUUUUGUUCAAACUCGGUUUUACUUAUGAUCACGGAAGCAACGCCUGGACUGACGGUGCCAUCCAUUGAGAAGCUCGUCACAUCAAUCGCAUCCCUGCACAAAGCUGAGACGAAGCUCGACAGCAGUGCUGGGCGCAAAGGAGUCGCGCAACCCGUCGCGCAACCCGUCGCAGCGCGGUUCAGAUCCAAGAUGGCUACGCACGCGGCCUUUCCUUCCUCUGGCGGGCCUGGUCAGAGUGUCGUCAACGGCGUUAUGGCGGCUGUUUCGCCCUCUCCUUCGCCCAAUGUUUCUGACUCAACUCUGCCCAACAGCGCGCCAGCAUCGCGUCCAGCUUCAAGCGGCUCCCGUCUUUCGGCGCCACCCGUGACAGCAUCGAUGGCUGUGCCGUCUCCAUACAUGCAUGCCACUCAUGCUCCUGGAUCUCAUAGCUCACCACCGCUACCUCAGCAUAUGCCACAUAAUGGUUUUCCCUAUCAACCGCAACCUGGUGGCUUGCAAGCUCCCCCUCCUCAGCAAGCACAUCCUUAUCACCACCGUGCGCAACACCUCCCUCAUCAACAACCCAUAGGACCGCCUUCCAACUUUGCGCCACCUCCGCCACCACCAGUCAGAGGAGAUGUUCCCUCACCGAACAAAGGGUUGACAUCGCCAACUGCAACCAACACCGUGCAGGGCUCGCCAGAGUACCAUAACCUCGUGAACAUGGUCUCGGCGGCCAGUCCUGAAACCGUUCGUCAGGUCAUCAGAGAUCGAUGGGAGAAAGCGCUUCUGGGUUCACAGUAUCACGUUGCAUUCCUUCUACGUUCAAGCGGCUCCGUCAAGCACUCAUCUUUCAUGCCAACUGUAGCAUUUUAGUUGUUCUUUAUCCCCACCUCCACAUGUUCCUGAUUCACGCCGGAUUGUAGCUAUUUCUCUUCUGCUUGAAACCCAAUCGCGCUUAUCAUCUCGCCGAG
Messenger RNA from Ilyonectria robusta, 1145 nucleotides. RefSeq lists its product as uncharacterized. Bases 217 to 1047 code for a protein of 276 amino acids. The record is from RefSeq and is a predicted model, not a curated record. The transcript has 2 exons. NCBI's taxonomy places the organism in Eukaryota, Fungi, Ascomycota, Sordariomycetes, Hypocreales, Nectriaceae.